Messenger RNA from Exophiala aquamarina CBS 119918, 915 nucleotides. RefSeq lists its product as uncharacterized. Gene Ontology annotation, biological process: protein arginylation. Gene Ontology annotation, cellular component: cytoplasm. The transcript is spliced from 7 exons. Gene Ontology annotation, molecular function: arginyl-tRNA--protein transferase activity. The record is from RefSeq and is a predicted model, not a curated record. Lineage: Eukaryota; Fungi; Ascomycota; Eurotiomycetes; Chaetothyriales; Herpotrichiellaceae. The coding region runs from base 1 to 915 and encodes 304 amino acids.
AUGUUCGACUUCCCUACCGCAGUACACAAAGCAGAAUAUAACAUCGUCAAGAAGCCAGUUGGGAAGAAAAGCGGUAAACCGAUCGAACCAGCACACAAACUCGAGAUCAGUCUUGAAGGCGACAGCUUCACCAAGGAGAAGUAUGGGAUUUUCUUGAACUAUCAGCUCCAAAUCCAUCAUGACCCAGCCUCCCGCUGGGGGGAAUCGGCUUUCAAACGCUUUCUGUGUUCAGGUCUGGAUCGAAAGGUGUUGAAAAUUAGUGGGAAUACACUAAAGCUAGGUUCUUAUCAUCAGUGCUAUCGAAUUGAUGGCAAGCUAGUUGCCGUCGGCGUGCUUGAUCUUCUACCCCAUGCUGUGAGCUCUGUCUACUUGUUUUAUGAUCCAGAAUAUCAACAUUGGGAUUGGGGUAAAAUUAGUGCUCUCCAAGAGAUUGCCCUUGCCGUAGAAGCACGCUAUGAGUAUUAUUAUAUGGGCUAUUAUAUUCACUCAUGUAUCAAAAUGCGAUACAAGGCCAGCUUUUCACCAACCCAUUUCUUAGAUCCCGAGAGCCUCGAUUGGAAUCUCUUUGAUGACAACUAUCGCAAGCAACUUGACCAACGGCAAUAUGUUUCUCCCUCGCGCGACCGCGAAACCGCCCCAGCUGCAGCAGACAGUGAUGAUGAGGAUGCAGAAAUUCCUGAAGGAUCGUUAUUCGACUACAACAUUCCAGGUGUCCUGACAAAAGAAGAGGUGGAGAAACUUGACCUUGAUCAUUGGCGAUUGGUGGUAAGAGAUACAUUGAUCGAGCUAGAGGAUCUUCGUGGUUGGGAAGACUGGAAAGUCGACGACCCUGGCUCAAUAAAAGGGAUUGCUGCAGAAGUGAUCGCCGCCACGGGACCUAAGCUACUGAACAAUUCAGCACUCGUCUUGUUUUGA